Messenger RNA from Labeo rohita (rohu), 5010 nucleotides. It is a transcript of the gene adrb3a, whose product is annotated as adrenoceptor beta 3a. The transcript has 2 exons. Gene Ontology annotation, biological process: norepinephrine-epinephrine-mediated vasodilation involved in regulation of systemic arterial blood pressure; adenylate cyclase-activating adrenergic receptor signaling pathway. NCBI's taxonomy places the organism in Eukaryota, Metazoa, Chordata, Actinopteri, Cypriniformes, Cyprinidae. Gene Ontology annotation, molecular function: beta3-adrenergic receptor activity; epinephrine binding; norepinephrine binding. Gene Ontology annotation, cellular component: membrane. The record is from RefSeq and is a predicted model, not a curated record. Bases 580 to 1881 code for a protein of 433 amino acids.
GAGAGAGAGAGAGAGUGAGCGAGAGAGAGCAAGCAUUAUCAGAGAGGGAGAGAGCGUUUUACCACUGUUGAGUGUCGGCAGUGUCACUGCUCCUUUGAGCUUCUGGCAGUAGAGGCACCUCCACUCGCCCGCUCCACACAUGCGACGGUAACCUCCUCCACUUCAGCCCAAACUCCACUUCAGCGGACUACUUCAACAGGACGGCUGCUUAUCUGCCUUUUCUCUGGUGGUUUCAAGAGCUUUUCAAAAAAGUUCAAAUGUUUUCACCCCCAUCUCUCACGGACCAGUUUUAAAAGGGACUUUUUUCCCUCCUACAUCUGCGGUUCAGAUGUGUGGAACAUGACAGAUAUGUUUGCUUCAAACUCUACAGGACACAGAAUGUGCACGACUUUCGGGAUGCCUGCAGGAGAGCUGAAACAGAAUUGAUGCUGUUGUUCAAGAUUUGGAGAUACGGCGGUAUAAAAUGCAAGAUUAAACCAAACAUCGUCAUCUCAGCACCUAGCUAUGUCUCUUUGCUGCUGCUUGUUUCUGAGAUUCAGUUUGAAAAAUUGCAUGCCUUGAUCUCUGAAUACAUGAAACAUGAACACUAGCAAUGCAACAUCCAAUGCGCCGUGGACUGAUGGGCUGAAUUCGUUCGUUCUGUUCGUCAUGGUGAUCAUCAUAACCAUUAUCGUCGUAGGUAACCUUCUGGUCAUUAUCGCCAUCGCACGCACCUCCCAGCUGCAGACCACGACGAAUAUCUUCAUCAUGUCGCUGGCGUGUGCUGACCUCAUAAUGGGGAUGCUGGUGGUGCCUCCGGGCGCCACGAUCGUCGUAACGGGGAACUGGCAACUCAGUAAGACUUUGUGCGAGUUAUGGACAUCUGUCGAUGUGUUAUGUGUCACCGCCAGCAUAGAGACCCUUUGCAUCAUUGCAGUGGAUCGGUAUAUCGCAAUCACACGGCCUCUGCGGUAUAAACAACUUCUAAAUAAGUGCAGGGCUCGAAUUAUCGUUUGCGUCAUUUGGCUGGUCUCCGCUCUAAUCUCCUUCGUCCCCAUCAUGAACCAACUCUAUCGUGCGGAUGACAAAAAAGCGCAAAGAUGUUACGAUGACCCCAAAUGCUGUGAUUUAGAAAUAAACAAGUACUUUGCAAUCAUUUCGUCAGUGGUUUCGUUCUACAUCCCACUGCUCAUUAUGAUUUUCGUCUACGCACGCGUCUUUCUCAUCGCCACACGGCAGGUACAGCUCAUAGACAGAAACCGCUUGAGGUUCCAAAACGAGUGCAUGGGGAAUCAGGUGCAGCCAUCGCUCCACGGCAACAACAACUUGCCAUCGACAUGCAAUAACGUUGGAGGAACGACGGCGAAGCGGAAAAGUUCCCGAAGACGGCCGUCGAGAUUGACUGUCAUCAAGGAGCACAAGGCCCUCAAGACGCUAGGCAUCAUCAUGGGCGUCUUCACGCUCUGCUGGCUGCCGUUCUUCGUGGCGAACAUCAUCAAUGGCUUCGAACGAAAACUGCUGGACCAGCACAUCUUUCGAUUCUUAAACUGGUUAGGCUACAUCAACUCCGGCCUCAACCCUAUCAUCUACUGCCGAAGCCCAGAGUUUCGUGCGGCCUUCAAGAACCUUCUUGGCUGUCCCUGGUUUCCCUUUCUGAAAAUUAACUUUCUUUACAAGGGACUUCGGACUCGGUGUCCCUGCUUCCUCGGGUCUCCAGAGCCAGGAAUACCUGGAUCGUUCCCCACAUUGCAAGAAACGCUGCCUGAGGAAGGGAGCAGCCAGAGCAGCUACAGGAGCGAGGAGCCGUCGCCAGGACCGCCGCACUCCAACGGCAGCACCUUCUUCAGCGAAUUCUCCGAAGCCGAGGCAGAGUUCUGUAAUCUACAGGGGCAGGAUGGCUGAAAGUCUGUAGGCAUGGCUGAAAGAAAAGGACGUUGAGGAAGAAGCAGGCAAAAGGACUGACCUACGUCACAGUUGGCUGGACUUCCCCAGCAGAGACCACAAGGGCCCAGCAAAACAUCCAUGAAGCCAUCAGGGGAACCAGCUCCAAAACUGAAAGACAAAAGAGUGAAACGAUAUAACCACAGAGAGACAAGCGCUGAGAGAAAUUACUCACAAACAGCCCAUCUAUGGAGAGAACGACUGAACUGGUACUGCUCAUGGAGGAGGGUAACGUGGAGAGAUCCGAAAGCGCUUACGCUCUAUCAAGCCGCGGAGUUCUGGCGUGAUCCGCCACAGCCCGGUUUGGUCCGGUUUGUUUGGCAAAAAAAAAAAAUGAAUUAGACCUGUAGGUCCUCCAACAUGUGUUUCAGUGCUAUGUUCUGAGUAUGGACUUUUUUAAAAUACAUGGACACAGUAACUCUGAAUAGACUCUUUAAGCACAGUGUGUUUUUUAAAUAUAAAAGAAAAUAGAUUUUGUACAAUAUCCUAUACUAAAUUAUUAUUAUUUAUUCUACUCCCCACAUUUUAGCUGUGAAUGUGUAAAAUGCUUGCAUACCCGUGUUGUACAGGUAAACACUUUCAGCAGUCCACUGAUUUUUUUUUUUUUUUUUUUCCCAGUCCAGCCAACUCAGUAUAAGCUACAAGAUUUCCCGCUCUAAAACCCGUCUCCACUCUUGAGAGCGUUUGGACGGCUUCACCGAUUUGAAUGGGAGCAUUCGAAUUUGGUUGCUGUGCAAUUGAGUGUAAAUUGUGUAAAAUUGAAAACAGACAAUGAGAGGAAGGCCAAUUCUUCGCUCACUCAAAAAAGGGAUGCACUGAUACGAAACAUUUUGGGCGAUACUAAUAAACCAAUAGUUAUUUUCAUGGUACAGCUGAUGAUUAUUGAAUAGCUGAUGUUGAAAUUCCACACUAUUUUGUUUUAAAAAAAAUACAUUUGCUAAAGAUUACAAUUACUCUUAUUAAUUAUCAUUUAAUUUUCUUUCAGUUAAAUAAAUAAAUAAAACGUUUAGAUUGCAAAUAACAGUGAUUGUGUAAUCUUGAAGAUAAACUAAUCAAGUAUACACAAUUACACUGAAAUAGAAAAAAAAUGGUGUAGAAUCAAUUUUCACUCAGAAAUUGCUAGUUAAUUUCACAGAUAAUUAUAAAAAAAAGAGCAAGUUAUGGAAGCAUUUCUGCCACUGAUUAAAAAAAUAAAAAGGUAAUUGCUACUUUUUAUCUCGCAAUUAAAAAAAAAGUCACAUCUUUUUUUUAUUUUCUUACAUUUUUAAACUUUUCUCAGAAUUGCAUGUUAGAAUAGUUAGAAUAAAGAGAAAUAGUCAGAAUUGCGAGAUAUUAGAUUACAUCUCACAAUUCUGACAUUUUUCUCAGAUUUGCAAGUUUUCAUUUUGCAAUUGUGCCUUUUUUCUCAGAAUUAUGAGUUUAUAUCUCACAAUUUAUCUUGCAAUUCUGAUUUUCUUUCUCGCAAUUGUGAGUUAUAUAUAUAAUGUAAUUCUGAGACAAAGUAGUAAGAAUUGCGCGUUUAUAUCUCACAAUUCUGAGAAAAUAUCAGAAUUGCGAGAAAAAAAGUCAGAAUUAUGAUAAAAGAAUUGCGAGAAAAAAAAAGUCAGAUUUCUGAGAUAUAAACGCGUUAUUAUGAGAAAAACAGUCAGAAAAGUGAGAUAGAAACCCACAUUUGCGGAAAAAGAGAAUUGCAAUUUUUAACUCGCAAUUCUGACUUUAUUUCUCGCAGUUGUGAGUUGAUAUUACGCAAUUCUGGGACAAAAAGUCAGAAUUGCGAGUUUAUAUCUCACAAUUUUGAGAAAAAUAGUCAAAUUUGGCAGUUUAUAUCUCAUAAUUCUGAAAAAAAAGCCAGAAUCACAAGAUAUAAACUCACUACUGCGAGAAAAAAGUAAGAAUUGCGAGACUAACUUGCAUUUGCAAGAAAAAUCUUGUAAUUCUGCCUUAAUUUCUCACAAUUGUGAGUUUAUCACGCAAUUCUGAGAAAAAAGUCGGAAUUGCAAGGGAAAAAAAGCCAGAAUUGCGAGAUACAAACUUGCAUUUGCGAGAUAGUCAGAAUUGCGAGAUUGUAUAACGCGAUUCUGAGAAAAAAACUCAGAAUUGUGAGAUAAAAACUCAGAAAUGCGAGACAAACUUCCAUUAUAUAUCAUAAUUCUGAGAAAAAAAGUCAGAAUGGCGAGAAAAGUCAGAAUUGCAAGAUAUAAACUCACUAUUGCGAGAAUAAAAAGUCAGAAAUGCGAAAUAUAAAUAUCUAAUAUUAUCCAAUAACUAAUAUACUGUAUCAUGCAUCCCUAUUCAAAAAUCAUGUUUUAUUUGAUUUAUCUGUUUCGCUGGCUCAUGUUCAAUGCUGCUAUUUUUUUCUUAAUUUUUUUUUUUAAUUGUAAAAAAAAGUGCAUUACACUCCAACCAUUGCAAUGUACAGGACUCUACGCACAAUAUUGCUUUUAUUAUAGGCCUACGACAUAAGCAAGCACCUGAACCUCAUAUUGUAGAAUAUAUUUUUGACAUUGUGGGCCGAGAGGGAACACAUCCACCGAUUUGUUGUUAUUAUACAACUUCCUAUGCUUAAUGUGAUAUUUGCCAAAAAAAUGUAGUUUUUGAAUUUUUCCUGUUUGCACUGAUCACAAUGCCAUCUCAUACCAAGUUGAAACAGACCACUUCCUCUUUCACCGAAUUUCCUCUGUAACGGCUUGUAUUGCAGUCUAUCGAAAUAGCAAGGAUUGGACAGUUGUGGCAACUUUAGCACUAUAAUAUUCGAUGAUGGAGUUCGGAUGUUAUGCUAAGAGGACAUAUGAGAAGAGGAUUUUAGGUACAUUUGUUUUUCAGGUUUUUGAUCAGGUACAGUGGUAGAUAUAAAUGUAUUAUUUAAGUGAGAUUGCAAAGGGAAACCAAAAAAAUGAAAUGUCAGAUGAAUACUGAUUGAUAUGAAAUACAUUUUAAACCAUCAAAUCUUUAAGAAUUCAGUCUACCUUUCAAGCUCUGUACAUAAAACCCUCCUAAAUGUAUGUAAUUCUAUGUAUGUGGGGCAAAAGAAUGUUUGAGCCGACAAAAAUGCUCAAAACUAUGAAAUAAAAGAAAAGUCUCUUAAAGAUA